CGGCAAGCAAAGCUUUUGUGUCCUCGCCUGGCAUUUCCGCAAAUGAUGGGGAAGUGAUUGUGGGGAGCGGGGGGGCCGGGGUCUGCGUGUUGGGGGCAUGGGAUGUUUUUGGGGGGGGGGGGGUGCGGCGGAGGGACGCUGCUCCUUUAAGGUGUGGAAGGAAAAGACUGGGCCUGUGAACCAGGAAGUGGAACAUGCUGCCCCAGUGGGAGCUGGGCCCUGACAGAUGGAGGCCCUGCAGAGCCGGUGCUGAAGCUGAUUUUGCUUCCAAGGCCCCCGGUAGCCGGGGGGGCGGGAAAUCAAGCCCCUGGCAGCUACCCCCAGCGGGCUGCAGCUUCUCUCUGGGGCCUCCCCGGCCUGCUGCACGAAGGAGUCACACGCAGGCUGCUCAGUCCAGAGCCAGUGGCCUGAUGUUCAGCGCUAUAACGGAGGCUAGUAGGAGCCACAGGGCCGAUGCGAUGGAAGCUCCCCCAGCGCCCUGGCUGCAGAGGUUUGACAAGCCUUCCCGUCUCCUCCUCCACACGCUGACGACCGGGCCGUGCGGGGCACUGGCUGCCUUCCGAGCCCUCCAGCGCAGCCGGGCCUGCGACGAGCCAGGGCAGGCAUUCCACUGGCAAAUCUUCACUGAGACCUUAUGUGCUGAAGAGCCCGUGCUGCGGGGGCCCGAGCAGACCCUCACCCUGAGACCAAUACUGCUGCUGCUUCCUGUGAUGUGCCAGAGAAAUCUCCUCUCCCUGCUGCACAUGGUGCAGGGCAGCAUGCCGAAGGACUGCCUCAGCCAGCUGCUUCAGGCCACCCGCAAAGAUCCCAGCCCAGACCUCUGGGUGCGGGCCCUGCGGGAUCUACUUCAGAGGGGGCUGAGAGAAGAGAGGAGCUGUUGGACUCCACUUCCGCUGACAGACACGUGCCAGCAGCAGCUUAAAACGCUGUGCCAGAAGUUCGUGGGUGGCACUGGGAGCAAACCGGACUUGGAAAGGAAACGGAGCUGGUUCAUCCAGGAGCAUCCAGGCCCUGAACUCUGGCUUGCUGGGGAUGCGACUGACUCUGCAUCUCGGCUUAGGAAACGCAAGCAAGUGGCUGAGGAAAGUCUGGACCCCGAGGGGGAGCGGCAGAGGAAAAGGUCCCGGUUGGAAGAGGAGGAGUUAGGCCUGGAACCUCUGGCAGGAUGCGCCUUUGUGAAAGGAGCUGGUGCGGGGGAGGAGGAGAUCGGUAUAGAGGCGUCUCGAUGUGGGUCCAUUCGGAGCCAAACCAGGGGUGCCAAUGAAAAUGCCCAGCCCGACGCCGUCAUGGAGACAAGAGAGGCCAGUCAGGGUUCCCAGUGGGACGCAGCAGCAAAAGUCCCUGAUUUUAUGCAGGUGCAUGUGCCUAGACUUAAGAUGCUGCUGGAGAUGGAGUCAAAUCAAACGGACGGGACCGCCCCUCCCGAACUGCAGAUCCUGAAUGAAUGCACCCCUGGCCAGCUGGAGGGACUGUGCUCGUUGCUCCAGCUCUCGGAGUGCCCGGAACGCAGCCUCGUGCAGUUCUGCACCUGGCUGCUGGCUCUCGUGCCCGAGGUCAGCUACACUCACGCAGCGAUUCUGACGGAGCAGCUCUUCCUCCAGCGGGUUCUCUCGCUGACCCAGCCGGCCUCCCGUCAUCUCAUGGCGGCGCUGACCUCGUUCUGCUCCAAGUACGCUCGCCCAGUUUGCUGUGCCUUGAUCGCUCCAGCCCUGCGGGCCUCGGGGGCAGGUCCCGAGGGGACGAAGCUAGUGUGCGAGCUGAUAGAGGACAGCCUGGAGCCGGAGUAUGUGAGGCUGGUACUCAGCCAGGUCCUGGAGAUGCCGUGGUCAGAGGAGCUCAUCACUGUUGUGCAGACAUUGCUGGGAAGGCAGGUGGAGCUGCCCCCUGAGCUCUUUAACCUCCUGGUCCUGAAACUGUGCCGGCUGGCCCAGGAGUUUGCUAAGUCAAUGAAUUACACGAAGCUGAUGAUGGCUGUGCUGACCAUAUACAGCAGCAAUAUUACUCCAGCCCACCGGAGACAUUUGUCCGGUGCUCUGGAUCUCAACCACACAGCUCUCCGGAAAUCUCUGCAGGCUGCCCUGGAACAAAUGGCUCCCAGGUGAAGUUGCCCAUGCAUAAACAUGAGCCAUCCCAAUGGAACGGAGUGGUACAAAUGACUGCCUUCUCAGACUCCAGCCACCAAGGGUCUGUGCAGCUUGAGGAGGACCUUCAUACCGCCCGUGACAGUGACAAGCCCCCUCUGGCACAGGAGAAGGACAGCUUCCAGAGCUGGAGUUAGAGCCAGCAUAAUGGAGCCUCGGAGAACCGGUCAAGUAAUGUCAGACUGGUGCCUGCAGAAUACACCUGAAACAGAAACAUCUGUUGAGUUACUCUAACGGGCAAACCUGGAUGCCCCUUCACCUAAAGAUUCUGUGUAUGGAAAAUCCCACAAAGGAAGAACUACAAUUCUAGGAGAACUCCCAGUGUAACUCCCCUUAUUAAUAGCCCACCUGUCCCAGGUACCCCUGCAUUCCCACUUGGGCUGUUCUCUUGCAUAAAAACCCUUCACACACUGGGGGCUCACUCUGUAUUUUUGGAUCUCCCAAAGUUGAGGGUUUUCCUGGCUAAGCUAGCUGAGAGUUGAGCGAACCACCUCUCUUUAGACCUAGUGAAACUAGUUUGGAUUAAAUAACUUCCUCUCUUUGAACUGGACCUUCCUUGUGGUUCAAAGACGGCUCGGCCUUUUAACUUUCCCUGCCUGCGGCUGCCUCCACAUUCUCCUUGGAAGUGCCAAAAUAUCUGAUGAGGCCAAACUAUGAGCAAAUGGCGCGAAAAGUCUUUUCUCAUGAAACUUGCAGCCCAGUUUUGAAGGCAGAUGGUUUUGAUAAACACCCCAGAGAUCACAAGCUUAUGUGACCUGGAGAUGUUAUUGGUUAUCCCAUGAGUACAGUUUAUAAAGUGAGCCCUUUACAUCUGCUUCUCCCCCCUUCUCCAACGGAAUGACAUGCUCAGCGGGGCGGGGCCUGCACAUGGGGUUCUGAAGUGUCCGUUCCCCCGCUGCCCCCAGAAGAGGGCUUUAUCCUGUGUUAUCUCAGUAAAGGAGACCACUUGCCUCUGUGUGUCUUCAGGAUUCUGUCUUGUCCCUUGCACUCACUCCCUUUGGGUUCAUUAAACUUCCCAAGUGCCAUUAAUUGCUCACGAAAGCAUUUGUAGCCGUUGUGUCCAUCUAAAACCUGAAGGAAAACACGUGUAUUCUUUCGACUUGGGUGCACUGUCUUUUUUACUUUGUCAAAGCAGUACAAUAAAACAGAUCAUUUCAUAA
This is a messenger RNA of Chelonia mydas (Green sea turtle), 3301 nucleotides long. RefSeq names its product FA complementation group E (gene FANCE). The transcript is spliced from 12 exons. Bases 195 to 2102 code for a protein of 635 amino acids. NCBI's taxonomy places the organism in Eukaryota, Metazoa, Chordata, Testudines, Cheloniidae. Gene Ontology annotation, biological process: interstrand cross-link repair. Gene Ontology annotation, cellular component: Fanconi anaemia nuclear complex. The record is from RefSeq and is a predicted model, not a curated record.